Messenger RNA from Cynara cardunculus var. scolymus (artichoke), 2588 nucleotides. Its product is annotated as phosphoribosylamine--glycine ligase. The record is from RefSeq and is a predicted model, not a curated record. Gene Ontology annotation, biological process: purine nucleobase biosynthetic process. Gene Ontology annotation, molecular function: phosphoribosylamine-glycine ligase activity; ATP binding; metal ion binding. Bases 891 to 2495 code for a protein of 534 amino acids. Lineage: Eukaryota; Viridiplantae; Streptophyta; Magnoliopsida; Asterales; Asteraceae. The transcript has 5 exons.
GUAACACGAUUUUGAUUGUGUUGAAAGCCUUUCCUGCUAAUAAGUUAAGAUCAUGUAUGUUUCUUUGUUGUAGUUUACAACUAUUUCAUAUUACAUGCCAGGGGUUCGAUGAUUUGCUCAAAUGAAAGCUUAGAUGGUUUAUGGAAUUAUGCAUGCUAUUUUCGACUCCUUUUGUGUUUAUUUUCCUACUCUUGGUUAUGGUUUGGGUUUUCAGUAGUUGAAAUUUGAAUGCUUGCAGGUUUUUAGCAUUUUUUUUGCAGUUAAAUAUGUUAUGCCCUCUAACAACUGUUGGUGAUUUUAGUGUCACCGGUUUCAUUUGGGAUAAUGGGUAAAUAUACGAGAGCUAAGGGGAUCUUUACUUAGUCUUUUAUGCAAAUUAAGAGAUGCUGAUCCCACACUUGUAUAAGACUAGGUUGAUCCUGACACGACCAAAAGGCGGGGGUCAGGGGGCCGUGCCCUGGACCAAAAUUUAGUUCCUAACGGAGGUUGUGGAUCUAACUUCUCAUAACCUUCCAACUGUCUUUGGUCUUAUCCUUAUCCAUUUGUGGAUGACUCCGAGUAUAAAUACUCAUCUAUACUCGUUUUUUUGGCUCUCAAAUCUGAGGAUUGGAAUAUUCAAUUACCAAUAGUAACAUAAUCUAAUUUCUGUGCCUAAGAAAUUAGAUUGUUCCUUCUUGGAUUAUCGCAUAUUCAGAAUUUCGUGCAACCCAAGGCUAUAGGGUCGAAAUAUCUGAUUUGGAAAGUGAUGUACACGAUCCAAGCAAGAAUCCAAGCAAUUUUGAUUUCAGAAAAUCACCCUAUUGUUCAUCUACUCAACAAUACCCAAAUAACAUCUUCAAUAUACCUGAAUCUACCCAAUUUUACCAAAUACAAAUUUAGUUUCACAAGAAAUGAUGGGCUUAUGUACAUGCAAAAUAGGAGUUUUUAGAUUCUCCUUGGAAAUACCCACAAUGGCAUGCAUUUCACAUAGUUUUGGAGCUUCCAUGAAAUUAAAUCAGCCGCCUGUAACGAGUCAGAGACAGUUUUCAAACAAAAUUUCUCAACUUUUCUUCCUGCAGCCCAGGAACUGGACAUCGCCAAAAUUUUGUGAUUCCCGGAAUUUUCGUCGUUUAAAUCGCUAUCGAUCGUACACCACCAUUUUCAACAGUGUUUCUUCAGACAAUGGCGUUUCUGAAGAAAGAGUUUCUGUAUUAGUCAUCGGCGGUGGAGGAAGAGAACAUUCACUUUGUUACGCCUUGAAGCGGUCUCACUCCUGUGAUGCUGUCUUCUGUGCCCCUGGAAAUGCUGGCAUUUCCAACUCAGGGGAUGCCACCUGUAUUGAAGACCUUGAUAUAUUUGAUAGCUCAGCUGUGAUAGCUUUUUGCCAUAAGUGGGGAGUUGGACUUGUUGUGGUGGGUCCAGAAGCUCCUCUGGUUGCAGGUCUUACAAAUGAUCUUCUGAAGGCUGGCAUACAUGCUUUUGGUCCUUCUUCAGAAGCUGCUGCUUUGGAAGGUUCCAAGAACUUUAUGAAGAGUUUAUGUGAUAAAUAUGGAAUCCCAACUGCUAAGUAUGAAACAUUUACGGACCCAUCAGCUGCAAAGAAGUAUAUCAAGGAACAGGGGGCUCCCAUUGUUGUUAAAGCAGAUGGGCUGGCUGCAGGAAAAGGAGUAAUUGUUGCUAUGACACUGCAGGAAGCAUUUGAAGCUGUGGAUUCGAUCCUUGUUGAGGGAUCAUUUGGCAAGGCAGGUUCUUGUAUCAUUGUGGAGGAGUUCUUGGAAGGUGAAGAGGCAUCAUUUUUCGCUUUUGUUGAUGGUGAGAACGCCCUUCCUUUAGAAUCUGCACAGGACCAUAAACGAGUUGGCGAUGGGGACACUGGUCCAAACACUGGUGGAAUGGGGGCAUACUCACCUGCACCUGUCUUGACACAAGAACUUCAGUCUUUGGUUAUGAGCUCUAUAAUUCUUCCAACAGUAAGAGGGAUGUCGAAAGAGGGCUGCAAGUUUGUUGGGGUUUUGUAUGCUGGACUCAUGAUUGAGAAGAAAUCUGGAUUACCCAAACUAAUCGAGUACAAUGUCCGAUUUGGAGAUCCAGAAUGUCAGGUGCUGAUGGUUCGUUUGGAGUCUGAUCUAGCACAAGUGCUGCUUGCGGCUUGUAGAGGUGAACUAAAUUCUGUGAGCCUGGAUUGGGCCCCUGGUUCAGCCAUGGUAGUGGUCAUGGCCAGCAAUGGCUACCCAGGAAGCUAUGCUAAAGGAAGCAAGAUUCAAAACCUCGAAGAAUCAGAGGUAUCAGCUCCGUGCGUAAAAAUAUUUCACGCAGGCACAGCCCUUGAUGCGGAUGGCAAUUACAUUGCAACGGGCGGGCGGGUUUUGGGCAUCACCGCAAAGGGCAAAGAUCUUGAAGAAGCCAGAGACCGAGCAUACCGAGCUGUUGAAGAAAUCAAAUGGGAUGGAGGGUUUUGUCGAAAUGAUAUCGGUUGGAGAGCACUUCCUUUGAAACAAGAAUCCUCAAAAUGGUGAGGUUUAAGUUUAACAUGUGCAAUUGCAAGUAUUUUGUGUCAUUUCAAGUAAUAUUUAGUUAUGGCUUCAAAUAAGUUGCAGAUUUGACAUUUU